UCCACGGAACAAGAUGGAGAGAAGAUAGUAGAGCGGAGCGCGGGGCUCGAGGGCAGGAUGGCUUUCCUGGACAACCCAACUAUUAUACUUGCUCAUAUUCGGCAGUCACACGUGACCAGUGAUGAUACAGGGAUGUGCGAAAUGGUCCUCAUAGAUCACGAUGUCGACCUAGAGAAGUUUAAUCCCUCAUCAACAUAUGGGGACAGUUCAGAAACACAGGGAAGCAAUGGUGAGACUCAGGGCUAUGUAUACUCCCAAUCAGUCGAUAUUACCUCAAGCUGGGACUUUGGAAUUAGAAGACGAUCAAACACAGCUCAGAGACUAGAACGUCUGCGGAAAGAGAGACAAAAUCAAAUAAAAUGCAAAAAUGUUCAGUGGAAAGACAGAAAUACUUCUUACUCAGCAGAGGAGCUGAGCUCACUAUUUGAAAAAAAGAACUUCAGAGUAAAAUCUCCGUGUUCUGGGAAGCCGUCGAUACUGUCUGUGCGCCUCGAACAGUGUCCACUGCAGCUGAAUAACCCUUUCAAUGAGUACUCCAAAUUUGAUGGCAAGGGUCAUGUUGGUACAACUGCAACCAAAAAAAUUGAUGUCUACCUCCCCCUGCACACAAGCCAAGACAAACUGCAGCCUAUGACAGUCGUGACGAUGGCAAACGCCAAGGUGCAUGACCUGAUUGGACUAAUAUGCUGGCAAUAUACAAGUGAGGGACGGGAACCAAAGCUAAAUGACAACGUCAAUGCCUACUGUCUCCAUAUUGCUGAGGAUGACGGUGAGGUCGACACAGAUUUUCCACCCUUGGAUUCCAAUGAGCCCAUUCACAAGUUUGGCUUCAGCACUCUGGCACUGGUUGAAAAGUACUCGUCCCCGGGGCUGGCCGCGAAACAGUCGCUCUUUGUUCGCAUAAAUGCUGCUCAUGGAUUCUCACUUAUUCAGGUGGACAGUAUGAAGGUCACCAUGAAGGAUAUCUUACAAAAGGCCUUAAAGAGAAGGAAAGGAUCACAAAGAGGCUCAGGUCCUCAGUAUCGGCUGGAGAAGCAGAGUGAACCUAAUGUCCCCGUAGAUUUAGACUGUACCUUGGAGAGCCAGAGCACUUUGGAAUUCUGCCUUGUCCGAGAGAACAGUUCAAGAGGAGAAGAGAUCUCGGAGGAGGACCCUCAAAUCGAUAUUGCCACGGUCCAGGAUAUGCUCAGUAGCCACCAUUACAAGUCCUUCAAAGUCAGCAUGAUCCAUAGGUUUCGAUUCACCACUGAUGUUCAGUUAGGUAUUUCUGGAGACAAGGUAGAGAUAGACCCCGUUACUAAUCAGAAGGCCAGCACUAAGUUUUGGAUUAAGCAGAAACCCAUUUCAAUCGAUUCUGAACUCCUCUGUGCCUGUGACCUUGCGGAAGAAAAAAGCCCAAGUCAUGCAAUAUUUAAACUUACAUAUCUAAGCAAUCACGACUACAAACACCUUUACUUUGAAUCCGAUGCUGCUACUGUUAAUGAGAUAGUCCUGAAGGUGAACUACAUCCUGGAGUCGCGAGCAAGCACAGCCCGAGCAGAGUAUUUUGCUCAGAAACAAAGAAAACUGAGCAGGAGAACAAGCUUCAGCUUCCAGAAGGAGAAGAAAUCGGGACAGCAGUAGCGUCUCGCCUGGAGGAGACCUGCCUGCCGCGCUCGGAGCAGGAGGAGCUCCCGACAGCCGGAGACAGGUGGGAGCGAGAACUGCGGCGCUCCUGAUGCCAACAGGCAGGAGCAGCCAGGGAAGAAAAUCCGUAUUAUCCAGUCUCUCACGGUUGGCAGAUUAUCCCUCUUUGGUGAUGGGAAGUCUCCCCUGUGACAAAAAUAAAGAGCCAUAUCAGCCGGAAAGAAGACUGUUACGCUUCAGGUUCCUUUGAUUAGAAAUAAGAGAAUGACGUAGACGGGCAUCAUUUAAUUACUGUAUUAUGUACAAUCACAAGAAGAGAUGUGAUUACAUAUUAUUUCACAGCCUGGUUAAAAUGAAUUAUAUACAUCUGUAAUACACCCACGUACACGCAGGUAUUGCUUGUGACAUGAUCAGAUUUCUAAAAGCAAAAUGUAGGACAAAUGUAUCCAUUUUUACUGUUAAUAAACAGAUGUAAUCUUUCUGGAGGUCCAUACGCUGCACAGUUCUUGGGGGGAGGCUGCAGCCCCAGAUG
Molecule: messenger RNA, 2158 nt
Organism: Tinamus guttatus (white-throated tinamou)
Lineage: Eukaryota; Metazoa; Chordata; Aves; Tinamiformes; Tinamidae
Source: RefSeq, a predicted model, not a curated record